AUGGAUUCAUUUUGUAUUUUUUCACCUAAUGGUAAAUUAAUGAUUGAACAAAUUUUUAAUAAUAAGAUAAAAAAUAAUCUAGAAUAUGAUUUAAAAGAAAUAAUAACUAGUAAGAAACAUAAUAAAGAUUAUUACCUAAUUUUAAAUAAUGAAAAUGAAACUCAAUUUUUAAAAAAAAAUGAAAAUAACUUUGUUUAUUUAAUUAAAAAGGAUGAUUUACUAUUUAUUUCUCUAAAAAAAAAUGAAAAUAAUCCCAUUUUAAUAAUUGAAAUGACUCAAGAAUUAAUUAAAAAUUUAAAAAAAUAUUUUAACACAGAUAAAUUAAAUGAAAAUAUAUUAAUAAAUAAUUAUUCUAUCGUAAAUUUUUUAAUUAAUGAAAUUUUAGUACAAGGGAGACCUAGUUUAUUUAUUGAUGAAAUUUUAAAAAUUUUAGUAAAAAAUGAAUUUUCCUUCUUAAAUGAAACAUUGAAAUUUUCUCCUAUACCCAAUAAUAUAUAUAAUAUGAUAACUCAAAAAAAAAAUAAUCUUAUAAAUAAUUUGAAUAAUGAAAAUAACAUAAAUUAUAGUUAUAGUAAUGGAAAUUCUGUUAAUUCUAAUGAUUCUAUGCACAUAUAUUGGAGAGUUAAUAAUAAUAAUGUUUCAUCUAAUGAAAUUUAUAUUGAUGUAAUUGAAAAUGUAAACUGUAUAGUUAAUAAAUUUAAUAAAAUCAUACAUUAUUGUGUUGAAGGAAAUGUUGUUAUUAAUGCGACAGUUAAAGGAUCUCCUUUAAUUAAAUUAUAUAUCAAUAAUAUUGAUUUAAAUAAAUGUAAUUUUCAUUUUACUGUUAAUUAUUCAAAAUUAAUUAAUAGAAAAAAAUUAAAAAAAGAUGAAAAUGUAAUAUAUUUUGUUCCAUUAAGUCACGAAUUUGUUCUUCUACAAUAUUUUUAUUUUCAUGUAUUAAAAGAGAAUGUAGAAAAAAAGUUUCCCCAUUUUAAUCCAUCUGAACAGUUAACUAAUGUGUUGAACUUAAAGAAUAUAAAAUCUGCAUAUAUUAAUAAUGAUAUAUGUGAUAAAACAAAUAAAAAGAAUAGCUUAAAGGAAGAUGAAUAUAGAAAAAAUGAUGAUAAAGAUAAAAAAGAAUUACAUUCUGAUAAUGAAAAAGGAUAUGAAGGGAAAACUUUUGAAAUAAAAAAUUCUAAGAAAGAAUAUUAUGAAAAAAAUGACAAUGAAUAUAUAUAUAAUAAUAAGGAACAGGAAAAAUAUGAUUACAUUAAUUUAAGUAAUUCUAUUGGAGAAAAACUAUUAUGUGUGUAUGACAAUGUAAGUGAAAAUAAUGACAUCAGUUUAAAUAAUGAUAAUAAUAUUUUAUUUGAUGAAGAAAAUGAAGAAUGCAAAUUACCUCUUAAUGUUAAAGGUGAUGUAAUUUUUACUUCAGCUGAGAAUAUGUACAAAAUUAAAAUAAAUGUAAUUUUAAAUAAUAUAAAUACAAAAAGUAAUAGCAACCAACUAUUAAAUAGUUAUGAAAAUAUUUUACUUAAAAUUCCUAUUCAUAAUUUUAUAAGUUCUAUUAAUUUUCAUUGUUCAUUGGGAAAAUUAAAUUAUAAUGAAAAAGCAAGUUGCUUAUUUUGGUAUAUUCAGAGCAUUACUGAUAAGAAUAUUCCUAUCUCUACUAAUAUAUCUUUAUAUUUAAAAUCUAAUAAAAACAAUUACAAUUUGAGUCAUAUUAUUUAUCCUUCAUUUAAUUUUGUUGUUUAUGUUAGUUUAAAAAUUAAUGGAAUCUCAAUUACAAGAAAAAGAAUUGAAAAAAUUGAUAUUCAGAAUUCCAAAAAUUUAGAUAUUCGUAAAGGAUGUAGAUAUACUACUUAUUUCAAUAAUAUAGAAUUUAGAAUAUAA
This is a messenger RNA of Plasmodium gallinaceum, 1872 nucleotides long. RefSeq names its product adaptor complexes medium subunit family. The transcript has a single exon. Lineage: Eukaryota; Apicomplexa; Aconoidasida; Haemosporida; Plasmodiidae. Bases 1 to 1872 code for a protein of 623 amino acids. Gene Ontology annotation, biological process: endocytosis. The record is from RefSeq and is a predicted model, not a curated record. Gene Ontology annotation, cellular component: cytoplasmic vesicle.